AUGAGAAGUUUAAGUAAAAUAAUUGUGCUAAUUAUCAUUGUUUAUGGAAUCUGUGAGGAGCUACCGAAAGGAAUAACAACAUGCAGUAGAUCCGAUGAAAAUUUCAAUAAGUGCUUAUCGAGUGCCAUUCAGGAAGCUCUCGUUAUUUUGAAGGAUGGAAGUCCAGAAUUUGAUCUACCGAAAAUUGAGCCAUUCACGAUCACACAACAUACAGAUUCGGAAGCAAUUGGUGCUACUCCAAAUUUCUAUCUCAAAUCAUCCUUAAAAAAUGCUGAAAUUCGGGGAUUAACGGCCGGGAAAGUCUUAAGGACAGCAACAAAAUUUGAUAAAGGCUAUAAAAUUAAGAUUGAAUCGGAAUUCGAUAAAAUUUCAAUAAUCGGAAAUUACACGAUGAAUGGAAAGAUUUUGGUACUUCCAAUAAAUGGAGAAGGUGAAUGCAACAUAACAUUUGUAGACACAAUGGUACGCGUUGAGUCACAUGGUAGGUAUUUAACUAAGAAUGGUGAGACAUACAUCGACAUCCAAGAAUUUAAGAUUAAAAUCAUUCCAAAACGUGUCUUGUACAAUUUUGAGAAUCUGUUCAAAAAUGACAAGCAAUUAAGUGACACAAUAAAUUCAGUCAUGAAUCAACAAUGGCAAUUGGUUACUGACAAUUUAUUGCCAGGAUACGAAGAAAAGUUUGGUGAACAGCUUAUCGGAGUUUGCAAUAAAAUUUACCACAACGUUCCAUUCAAUAAGAUUUUUCGAGAGUAGAACUGAAACUAGUUUCUACAAAUGAUUUACAUCUAAUA
Chironomus riparius is the source of this 791-nucleotide messenger RNA. The record is from the annotation of a GenBank genome assembly. Lineage: Eukaryota; Metazoa; Arthropoda; Insecta; Diptera; Chironomidae.